Monosiga brevicollis MX1 is the source of this 1692-nucleotide messenger RNA. RefSeq lists its product as uncharacterized. Gene Ontology annotation, biological process: proteolysis. Gene Ontology annotation, molecular function: metalloaminopeptidase activity. The coding region runs from base 1 to 1434 and encodes 477 amino acids. The transcript has 14 exons. Lineage: Eukaryota; Choanoflagellata; Craspedida; Salpingoecidae. The record is from RefSeq and is a predicted model, not a curated record.
AUGCUCAAGACCCGGAAGAAGGAGACAAGCCCGGCAGCAGAGGCGGCAACAGGUCCAACGGAGCAGCGGGCAAGCAAGGCAAUGGAGGGAACGGACCGUCAACCCAACAGCACACCCUAUAUCAGACAAGGUUCCAACAGCCGGUCGGGAUAUGGAGUAUGGAACGAUUGGUUCGGGCGCCUGCUGGCCCGAGCGCGUGUGAAUGUGUGUGUGUGUGUACCGUGCAUCAUGGUCAAGUGUGCCACCAAGGGCUGCGAGAAGCAGGCCUCCAUGCGAUGCCCCACCUGCAUCAAGAUGAACAUUGACAUUGGUUCCUUCUUCUGCUCCCAGGAAUGCUUCAAGAGCAACUGGAACGAGCACAAAAAGGUGCACAAGCUCGCCAAGCUCGCCAUUGAGCGGUCGACGACGGUCUUGGCCGAGUCCACGCCCAUGACUUUUCCCGGGUUUGAGUUUACGGGCACCAUGCAGCCAUAUUCGCAAUCGCCCCGCCGCCCCAUCCCUCCCCACAUUGAAAAGCCGGACUAUGCCACCCACCCACUCGGUGAAUCCAUCAGUGAGACUCGCAACAAAGCCCAGCUCCGCCAGCUCUCCGAAGAUGAAAUCGCCAAGAUGAAGCACGUCUGCAAGCUCGGCCGCGAGGUCUUGGACGCAUGCGCCGCCGUCAUCAAGCCUGGCGUCACGACCGACGAAAUUGACGCCGUUUGCCACAAGGCUUGCCUCGAGCGUGAUUGCUACCCUUCGCCUCUCAACUACUACCAAUUCCCAAAGUCGUGCUGCACGUCAAUUAACGAAGUCAUCUGUCACGGUAUCCCCGACGGCUAUCCCCUCAAGGACGGUGAUAUCAUCAACGUGGAUAUCUCCGUAUACUAUCAUGGCUACCAUGCCGACCUCAAUGAAAUGUUCUUGGUCGGCGAGGUUGACGAUGAGUCAUUCCGCCUGGUGAAGGUGACCUACGAAUGUCUAUUCCGUGCCAUUGCCAUGUGCAAGCCGGGCGUCCGAUACCGUGAUUUGGGUUCGGCCAUCUCCAAGCAUGCCGAGGCGAAUGGGUUUUCCGUUGUCAAGACCUAUUGUGGCCACGGCAUCAACAACCUCUUCCAUUGCGCGCCCAAUGUUCCCCACUACGCCCGAAACAAGGCGGCUGGCGUGAUGAAGCCAGGACACACCUUUACCAUUGAGCCCAUGAUCAACGUCGGUACUUGGGGUGACGUAACCUGGCCGGACAACUGGACUUCUACGACCAAGGAUGGCAAGCGCUCAGCGCAGUUUGAACACACACUGCUGGUGACGGAGGAUGGCAUUGAAAUUCUCACGGGCCGUACACCCGAUUCACCUGGAGGUACCAACUGGUUUGCCAACGUGGUCAAGGCCAAGGGUUUGGAGCUCGACUUGGGUGACAAUGUACCCGAGGCCAUUGCGGCAGCCGCCUCUGCAUGAAGAAGAGGUGUCCUGAGCAUCUCGCCUUGGGAUCUUUUGCUGUAGUAGCUUGGUCGCCUGGCGCCCUCUGGCCAUGAGCCGGGAUGAGCGCUGCGCUAGUCUUUUGCGCCUUGUGGACCCCUGGUCACUGCUCCUUGCCCUGUUGUCAGGCUGUGUGGGGUCAUCCACGAUGGGUCGCUUUUGUGUUUGGUCUCGGGAAGGCAGUUGCGCGUUUCAGCACGUUCAGACUGCUCACAGUCAAUCUAUCAAGUCUUUACG